Molecule: messenger RNA, 903 nt
Organism: Cutaneotrichosporon oleaginosum
Lineage: Eukaryota; Fungi; Basidiomycota; Tremellomycetes; Trichosporonales; Trichosporonaceae
Source: RefSeq, a predicted model, not a curated record
GUCAUACUUUGCCACCUCGAACUCAGAUCUUCUCGUUUGACUCCAACUCCAGCUCAUAUCGUUUCUUGACAUCGCACUUCACUGCGCCCUUCCAACGACACCAUGAUCUCCACAUCUACAGCUCUCCUAGCAGCAUCUCUACUCGCUUCCGAGGCUCUCGCCGACAGGUGGUGUCGCGACCGCUGGACCGGACGCGUCUACAGGUGUAACGGGCUGAGCACCGGCGCGCGUAUCGCCAUUGGCGUGUGUGUCGGUGUCGGCGUUUUCCUUCUGUUCCUAGCCAUCGGCUUGUUGCGCCGCCGCAAGCUCCAGGCGCAGUGGAACCGCUACCGCCCGCCUCCGCCCGUUGGCAUGGCCGCCCCCGGCGGCUACUCGAACAACCCCCCGCCGCCGACAUACGCAACGGGUGGUGCCGGCGGCUUCCGCUCCGACUCGGGCGUUGACAGCCCCGCGCCCCCGCCCGCCACCUACCAGCCCUCGAGCGCGGGACAGUAUGGCAUGGGCGGCGGCAACUCUGGCUACUACGGCAAUGACAACAGCACUCACAACUACGAGUAUGAGCAGCAGGCACGCAUGGAUGCCGAGAAGAACGGCGGCGCUCAGUCACCGCCCGGCUACAACGUCGAGAGCGCCGGCCCCAACCUUUACGCGCCACCUAGUGGCCCGCCCCCUGCUGCGGGUACCGGCAACUAUGCCUCUCCCACCGGCCCGCCCCCCGGCCGCUAAAGCGCUCAACCGUAUCCAGGCCUCAGGCAUGUCCGUCACACCGGCCAAAUACCCAAUAGAUGUCGAAUCCAGGCUCGCAGGUAGAGUGUAUCUAUCAUCCUGUGCCACUAUAAAGAAUAAUCGUAUGUAGUUGAUGGCUGUACAUGGCCAUCUUAUCGUAUGGAUACAAUGCUGUGG